This is a messenger RNA of Zonotrichia albicollis (white-throated sparrow), 1670 nucleotides long. Lineage: Eukaryota; Metazoa; Chordata; Aves; Passeriformes; Passerellidae. The record is from RefSeq and is a predicted model, not a curated record.
CAGUGGGAGGUGUCCCUGCCAUGCCGGGGGGGCAACGGGGGGGAUUUGGGGUCCCUCCCACCCAAACCAUUCUGGGGCUUUGUGAUUCCUUUCUGACAGUAAAUUUAAUCUGUGAUCUUUGAGGAGCUGCAUUCCUGCAUUGUUCUCUUCCCUGCUGUUUUCCACAAGCCGCGAGCACUCAGAAGCACAAACACCAGCGCUCCGUGCGUUACCAUCUUUCACAUGCUGCUGUCCCAGUUUUGCAGCUCUGGAACAAUCCCGUGUGUUCGGGGGAUUCUCUCCUCUCUGGCCGCUGGCAGGGCUGUUCUCUUCCCACGUGUGUUCCUUCCCCAGGCAUUCCCCGUCCGGCUGGGUGGGACAUGGGAGCAGGGACACGGUGCCAAGGAGGGGGCACGGGAGGGUCAGGGCGGCUGCAGCAGCACCAGCAGGCACCACGUCCUUCCUUCCUUCCUUCCUUCGUGCCUGUCUUCCCCUGGGGAGGGGGAACUUGGCUCCCUGGUUAUUAACUCGUCCUCUCAGAGUUUGUCAGAUGAGGCAAAUUUUAAAUUCCUCACGACCAUCACCGUAUUCUGAGUGUUACCCAAAGCUGUUAGGGGAGUACUGCUUAAGGCAAAUGAAUUAUUUGAUGUGCGGCACAGCCUGGAGAAAACAGUACAUUUAACAUUUAAUAAAUUAUCUCUUGUUUUUUAGGGAAAAAAACAGUAACUGGCUAAGCCUACUCCAACUCAGACUUAACUGAGAGCUGCUUAACACAACCCAGCACAGCCCAUGGAAUGGAAAUGCUGCAGAUUUUGGGAUUAAAAAUCCCAUGUGGAGGAGAGGACCGCAGCUGUGGUUAAACCUUGUGUUUAUUUUAUUCUGUAGGUACCUGCGCUGCUGGAGUUUGUAAAGCUAUGAAGAAAACCCCUGGAUACUGAAAUUCUUCAACCUCUUCCUGCCCUUGUACAUCGACAGUGUUUUAACCCAGCACUGGGAGCUCAGCUGCAGAAACACAAGGAAGGGAUUUGGUCAGAGAAGUGUGGCAUUUGAACCAGAGGGAUGCAACGUUUUAAGGCCAAGGUUGUGGAUGUUGAUAUCAGCAUACAAUUCUAUCAUGGAAUUGAUUUAACAAGCUCCGAUUCUACCAGAUACCAAUGCCAGUGCUGGCAUUCUGGGAUGAGCUGCAUUUUUGCUUCUGCAUUUCAUGCCUAAACGAGUUCAUUUUGAGUUCCACUGAAAUACUUCAUGUCUUAAAAUACUGUAUUCACUGCAGGAAGCCCUGCAGGUGGUGGCUGAGGUGACAAAGGGCACGUUAGGAAGGGGCUUGAGUCCAUCUCAUGGCUCUUCAUUGGGGAUGUGCUCUUGCCCGGUGUGUCCGUGUGUCUCAAAUACCGGUUCUGUUUUCCCAUUAACUUCCUUGAUCCUGGGGGUUUUACGUACAAAGCCAAUUGUACAGGACAGGUCUGUGUGUAAAUAAGGGAUUGUGCUUAUCUAUAUGUCACUAUAAAUAUGUAUGAAGUCUUGUACAUAGGAAAGAGAAAACGGCUGAAAGAAUGUUUUCAGAACUGUGCCCUCCGUUUAAAUGCACAGACAGGAGAUUGCCAUCCGUGUGCUCCCUCCCUCUCCGGGAAGGGAUCCCGCUGGUUCCGCUCGCUGUCUGCAUCCCGCCGGCUCUGUGAGGAGUUUGUGGU